Camellia sinensis is the source of this 487-nucleotide messenger RNA. Lineage: Eukaryota; Viridiplantae; Streptophyta; Magnoliopsida; Ericales; Theaceae. The record is from RefSeq and is a predicted model, not a curated record.
AUGGCGGAGGCGGCGGCAGAGCGAAAGGCGGAGGGGAGGGCAAACAGAUCUGCUAAAUUGAAGCAGUGCAAGCUCGAUGCUCGUCGCGAGCAGUGGCUUUCCCAAGUGAAGAACAAGGGAUGUAAGGAAGAAACGGCACAUGAGCGCGAUGGGAGUGACCGAUCAAUGGAGAAUUUGGAAAUAAAGCCGAGAGGCAAAACGAAUGAGGGUUCGAUCCACCACCAUUUCAGUGAUUUGGAUUCGCCUUCGAACAGUCCCAGUAGUGUCUCGGGCAGUAACUUGUCUGGGACGAAUUUUACUGGUAGUAGUGGAAUCAGUAGUAGCAGUAGCAGUGGUGGGAGUUGUUCCGGAAGCAUCACCGGAGAAGAUGAAGAAAGGAGAGGGGGAGAAGUGGAUGACGGCAGCGAGGUGGUGUUUGGUUUUGAUGGAUGAAAUCCGGCAUGCAGAAAUAGUUGGAAGAUGAGAGGUCCGGCGGGCGGCCAAGGCG